Molecule: messenger RNA, 4241 nt
Organism: Caenorhabditis angaria
Lineage: Eukaryota; Metazoa; Nematoda; Chromadorea; Rhabditida; Rhabditidae
Source: the annotation of a GenBank genome assembly
AUGGAAGAGGAAAUCACAAAUUUGCCAAAGUCUACAACAACUGAACAAUUGUGAGUUUAUGGCUUUUUUUUCAUAUUUUUUGGGCAAAUAUGUAUUGAUUUUUUGUUUGGAUUGAAAAUUGGGAAAAAUUUUUCAAAAUGCUGAAUUCAGUAUAAAAAUUUUGUUAUCAGGUGGAAUUAUUUCUCUUUCUUCUACAAUUUUCUGAUUAUUUUAUGAUUUUCGAACUUUUAUUUUCUUUUUUCUUUUUUUUUUGUUGAAAUGGUGAAUUGCCACGUGGCGUAAAUGCGUAGUUUUGUUUAGAAAUAACAAAAAAAAAUACUUUUUGAAAAAAUUCUGAAAGGCUCCGAAAUUUUUUUUAAUUUUUCUCCGAUUUUUUUUUGAAAUUUCAAGAAUUGAUCCUAUAAGACUUCAAAACGAAAUAUCGAAAAAUAAAAAAAUUUCAACAUAAAUAUAUCUUAAAAUUUUUGAACUUGAACUUUCAAAAAUUUUUGGCAGCUUUUCAAAUUCAAAUCAGAAAAGUUGGUCUGCUGCAAAAUUUUUUUUUAUUUUUCAAUUUUUUUCCGAUUUUUUUGAAAUUUCAAGAAUUGAUCCUAUAAUUUUAUAAAACUAAAAAUAAAAUUUCAAAAUUCCCAGGCCUACUUCAAAUUUUUUUCAACCGCCCAUUUUGAAGUGCCGCGUGGCGUAAAUGCGUAGUGUUGUUUAGAAUUUUUUAAUAACAAAAAAUUUCGGAAACUUUUUGAAAAAAUUUAGAAAGUUUGCAAAUUUUUCAAUUUUUUCCGAUUUUUUUGAAAUUUCAAGAAUUGGUCCUAUAAUUUUAUAAAAAUAAAAAUAGGAAUGCCACGAGGCGUAAAUGCGUAGUGUUGUUUAGAAUUUUUUUUUGAAAAAUUGAGGGAGACUUGAAAAAAAGUUUCUACAAAAUUUUAAUAUUUCAAUAAAUAUAUUUUCAAAUUUUUCAAUUUUCAAAAAUUUUUUGGCAGCUUUCCAAUUUUGAAUCAGAAAAGUUGCUCUGUUGCACAAUUUUUUAAAAAUUUUCUAUUUUUUCUUGAGAGCUUAAAGCUCGGGAUUUUGGCUCACUAAAACUUUUCCUAAAAAAAAAAUUAAAAUCAAACUUCAAAACCCCCAAAAUGGUUAGGUCAAGGCGUGGCUACGUACUCACUCAUCCACCCUCGUUCAACAUUCCUCAAAUCAACGGGACUCGCUUUUUCACUGGUCACAAUUCACGCUUCCUUUGGCACUUUUCUUUGAAACCGGUAGUAUUCUUCAAUUUUAAGUGAAAUUGUACUUAGAAGUGAAAUUUGCACGAUAUAAGGCAACUUUUAUAAACCGGUAACUGAAUGUUUGAGGAGUUACUAGAAAGCUUCCGAGUUGUUGUACCGGCCGUCCGGACCAACCAGUUUUUGGGGAAGUUUUCGAGGUUUUUGAGGGGUGGGGUGAAUUAGCGGUGGACGGUUUACGGGUUAGGCGAUGCGAUAUGAAUUGUAGGGAGAUCAAAAAUAAUUUUUGAAGUCUAAAAAGGGAUUUUUCUUUACAAUUUUGUUAAAUUUUGUCUGAAAAUUCCAGUUUUUGGUUAAAAAACUGGAAUUUUCAGACAAAAAUUGAAUGAACAUUUUUCAAGUUUGAAAAACCUCUAAAAUUUUCCUGAAGAUAAUUUUUUUUAAUAUUUAGGUCUCAAGUUUCCACGUGGCUUUUAGACUUACAGUAUUCCUUUUUUCCAGAUUAACCGAAAAUUCGCCAAAUGCCGAAAACGUGUCAAAUAUCAUAGUGGAAAAUUGGAUAUUCGCUCCAAUCGCAAUCACAAUUCAAAAAAUGAACUCGCACAGAAAUCGCGAUGUUCUUCAUGUCGAACAAAGGGAGUCUAGAUCUUCGUUUAUGUUACAGGUUGGCUUGAAUCGGGCCCACGACCAUACAAGGCGCCCGUUGAGUCAGACGCGAGACGACGAGAGUAUUUUGCAAAAAUAUCCCGAAAAUUAAUUUCGCUUCGAGAUAUUUUCAAUAAAACAUGUGUUCCUUCUCGGGACUGCGGUCGCUGUCUGGUCGCACUUAUGCGACGAGGUUUUUCCGUGGCGCAUAAAUGCGACGCGUUGUCGCACUUAUGCGACCAUGUCGCAACUUAUGCGACCAAUUUUUUCCGUCGCACAGAUGUUUUUUUUUCGCGACAUUUGUCGCACUCUCAUCUCAGAUUUGCGACACUCGGUCGCAUUUUGAAAACAGCGUUGCGGCAGCAGUCGCAACUUUUCAAACUGAGUUGCGACGGGCUGGUCGCAUAUAUGCGACAAUGUGUCGCAUAUAUGCGACAACGGUCGCAUAUUCAGCGACCCCAGUCCCGAGUUGAAACAAAAUACGGUAUUUUUUCAAAGGGACACACAUUUUCUCAAAAAUAUCUCGAAGCGAUGUCUUUCUCUGUCUUAGAUGACGUCAUCAGACUCCCGUCGUCUCUCGUCUGAUCCGAGGGGCGAUUUUCUAAAUGGUCGUGGGCCGGGUCCAGCUCUGUUCAAAAAAUCAGGUCCGAUUCCAAAUGUUGCGCAAAUUUUCAGGCUCUGAUACCAUUUUUGUUCGCUGGCCUCGGCCUGAUUUUUGCCGGAAUUUUGCUAGAAUCUGCCGAGGGUUCGAACUUCUUCACAGAACUUCCUGAUGCAGUCAUAAUGAUUCCGACGUUAGUUGGAUUGAAGGGCAAUCUUGAAAUGACACUGUCUUCAAGACUUUCGACUUUGGUAAGCAAUAUUUCUCACCUAAUUAAAAAAUCUCUAAUUAAUUUCCAGGCAAAUCUAGGUUUCAUGGAAUCCCACAAAGAUAAAAUCAAUGUAGCCCUCUCAAAUCUGGCACUAAUUCAAUGUCAAGCAAUCGCCGUCUCAAGUCUCGCUGUUUUUCCAGUUCUAAUAUUCGGCGAGCAACCAUUCUCCUUCGGCGAUACUUUAUGUCUUCUUCUCAGCGCCGUCGCAACCGCCUCUUUCGCCUCAUUCCUAUUAUCCCUUCUAAUGGUCGCCGUCGUAAUAAUCUCUCGCAAACACAAUCUAAAUCCCGAUAAUAUUUGCACUCCAGUAGCCGCAUCCCUCGGAGAUGUCUCAACUUUAUAUAUCCUAUUAACUGUGGGCACCGUAGUUAGUCAAGUUCGUCAUAUUCACAUCACAUUUCUAUUCAUUAUCCUAAUCCUAUUUUAUUGUCUCGCAAUUUUCGGCGCAUUUUUAGCAUCAAAAGAUCGAUUCACUUUGGAAGUUUUGAAGAAUGGAUGGUGGCCGAUUUUAUGCGCAAUGGUUAUUACAACUGGAAGUGGAUUUGUUCUCAAAUCAUCGAUUCAUUCAUAUCCACCAAUCGCUGCCUUCCAACCUCUGAUUAAUGGUUUGGGCGGGAAUUUGGUGGCUGUUCAAGCAAGUCGAAUCAGUACACAAUUGCAUAAAGCAAGGAAGAAUCGAGAAAUCGAAGUGGAUUCGAUUUGGAGACAUUUUAGUCCACUUCGAAGUUUCUUUUCGAAAUGUAAGUUUUGCACGUAUUUUGUUGCUGAACAAAAAAUCUCGGUUCGCUGUUUAAAGGGACAUUCUUUAAUUUUCCACAAAAAUCUCAAGAACGGCUGCACCAAAUGAAAAUCUGAGUACACCAUCUUUAUCGCCGUGAAAAACUGCAUGGAAAUAAGCUUUGGUGGAGCGGACGGGUGCAGUUUUAGCGUUUCGGGGUUCGUGGCGAGACCAAUUUCGAAAAAUAGCGCGCAAAAUGGAGAGACGCGAGACAUUUUUGUGCAUUUGUGCGUCACCGUGUUUGCACAAGUCAAUACAGUAUACCAACCGCGAACCGAGGGCCAAAAAAAUACGUGCGAAAAAAUUGGAAAAAUUUUCAAAAAUUUCAGCUGAAGACUCAAUCGCUGCGCGAAUUCUCCUUGCAAUCUCAAUUCCUUCAAAUAUCAUUUUUAUUCAUGUCAUAUUUUUUAUUGGUGUCGGAUUCGGGAACACAUUUUGGUUCACUUUAUCAUUUCUAGUCGUUUGUGUCAUUCAGGUAAAAUGAGCAAUUCAGAAAUUUAGCUCCCAAUUUUCUUUCAGGUCACAAUCCUACUCUACGUCUGUCAAUUUCUAGUCCGUGCCAUGUGGCUAAUGAGAAUUGAUCCCGACAAUUCAGCAAUCCCAUUUCUAACCGCAUUGGGUGAUUUGAUCGGCUCUCUAUUGCUCAUUUUAUGCUUCUGGAGUCAAUGGAGAUAUUUCAAUUUGCCAGUCUCAUCUGAUCAAUAUACUGGACACAAAUUCGGUCAUUUUUAG